AUGGCUUUACAAUCAGCUGAUGAUGACGAUCUAAUGAUUUUGGAUGAUGUUGAUGAUCAACUGUUAAUAGAAAUUUGUCAAGCAGCUGAACAAGAAAAAUCACCUUCAAGGCAAGUUCUUCAUAUAUUGCUCUGGGUAGCUGUUUCAAAGGCAAGUGUUUCAACAUCACUAGAAAAUGAUGAGCUUAUUGCAAUCGAUUUUGAAAUUGCAGAAUUAGACAGCCAAAUUGCUCAUCUAUACAAACAACGUUCAAAACUAGAACAACGUAAACAAGAGUUAAAACGAACGCUGAGCAAUGCAUUGAAAAGUUCAGUUCACGGCUUUCAGAAAGAUGCUGUUGAAAACUGGAGACGAACAGAUUAUCCAUGGAGCAAAAAAGUUGAACAUGUUUUAAAUACAGUAUUCAAAUUACAAACAUUUCGUUUGUGGCAAUUAGAAACAAUUAAUGUUACAUUAUUUGGAAAAGAUUGUAUUUUAAUUAUGCCUACGGGAGGUGGAAAAAGUCUUUGUUUUCAACUACCAGCUGUUGUAUCAGAAGGCAUAACUAUUUGUGUAUCUCCGCUUAUCGCAUUAGUCGAAGAUCAAAUACAUCAACUUCAUGCACUUGAUAUUGAUGCUCGAGCCAUUAACAGUAGUACGUCAAAAACCGACGCUGCAGCUAUUAUGAACAUAUUGAAUAAUCCGAAUCAAAAUCAUCAAAUGAAAAUUCUUUAUGUUACACCCGAGAAGUUAGCUAAAAGCAAAACAAUGAUGACGAAGCUUCAAAAGUUAUAUGAAAUGAAACAAUUUGCAAGAUUAGUCAUUGAUGAAGUACAUUGUUGUUCAACUUGGGGUCAUGAUUUUAGGCCUGAUUUCAAAUAUCUAAAUAUUUUCAAACGUUUAUUUCCAAAGUUACCAUUGCUUGGCCUAACUGCAACAGCCACAACAAAAGUUAUUGAAGACGUUAAACAAAUUCUUAAUAUUCCUCAUUGCGUAUUAUUCAAAGCGCCAUUUAAUAGAAAGAAUUUGUAUUAUGAAGUAUGGAGAAAAGAUUCAGCUAAAGAUUGUAUGGAAGAUUUAGCUCGUGUAAUAACACAACGAUUUGAUAAACAGUCAGGUAUCGUUUAUUGUUUAUCGCAGAAAGAUUCGGAGGAUGUUUGUGGCUAUUUACAAAGUUACGGAAUAAAAGCUGGAUGUUAUCAUGCAAGUUUAACGGGUAGAGCAAGGACUCAGGUACAUGAAAAAUGGUUAAAAAACGAAGUACAUGUCAUAUGUGCCACAAUCGCCUUUGGAAUGGGUAUUGAUAAACCUGAUGUUAGAUUCGUUAUUCAUCAUUCAUUGAGUAAAACAAUCGAGAAUUUUUAUCAAGAAUCUGGUCGUGCUGGAAGAGAUGAUAAGCAAUCACAUUGUUUAUUGUUUUUCAAAUAUAGCGAUGUCUUUCGUUUGGCAUGUAUGGCAUUAGCCGAAAAAUCUGGAAAUGGUCUUAAAAAUUUAUAUUCAAUCGUUGAUUAUUGUCUAAAUGAAACACGAUGUCGUCGAGAUUGUAUUGCUGAACAUUUUGAUGAAGUUUUUCAAGCAGGCGAUUGUCAUAAAAUGUGUGAUGUAUGUUCUCGUAUUAGAAAAGCAACAAAAAAAAAUUGUCGUUCAGAUGCACAAAUAAUAAUUGAUUAUUUAAAAAAUACUGUGACAAGUAAAAAUCGUUUAACAGCCUUAAAAUUAUUUGAACAAACAACAAAAUUAGUGUCAUUAAAUCGUGAGGAUCAUCAACGACUUAUAUUACGAUUGCUUCUCGAUCGAUAUAUAAAAGAAGAUUUUCAUUUAACACCAUAUAAUAGUAUAUGUUAUCUUAUUCCUGGACCACGUGCUACACGUGUCAAUGAUUUACAAUGUGAAAUUUAUUUGGAUGUUAUUGAAACAAAUAAAAUAGCGACGACAGUAGUAAAAGAAACCACAACAACAGCUGAACAACCGCGCAAAAAGCAAAAUAUUCUUACUGUCCCAAAACCAAAACUAAGAUGGGUGAAUGAUGAUAAAAAAGUUGUGGACAAACCAUCAUUAAAACGAGUUUUAGAGUAUGAUGACACAGACAGCGAUGCUAACGAAAAUGUCGCUGAAUUAAACGGUGAAAAAGCCGUGAAGCAACAUAUCACUUCCGUAAUUACUGAUGAAUUUGAUGAACUAGAUUUUUUGUAA
This is a messenger RNA of Didymodactylos carnosus, 2172 nucleotides long. NCBI's taxonomy places the organism in Eukaryota, Metazoa, Rotifera, Eurotatoria, Philodinida, Philodinidae. The record is from the annotation of a GenBank genome assembly.